Molecule: messenger RNA, 3145 nt
Organism: Quercus lobata
Lineage: Eukaryota; Viridiplantae; Streptophyta; Magnoliopsida; Fagales; Fagaceae
Exons: 10
Coding region: 42-2990 (982 amino acids)
Biological process (GO): chitin catabolic process; cell wall macromolecule catabolic process; defense response to fungus
Molecular function (GO): chitinase activity
Source: RefSeq, a predicted model, not a curated record
UGCACUGCAUUCACACACUCUCAAAGAUAAGAAAAAAAAAAAUGAAGCUCUUUUCUCUGAUACUGUUUUUCUUAGCUUUCUUCUUGCUUGGAACCUCAGCAGAUGAUGUUACCAGCGUCAUCAGCUCGUCUCUUUUUGACAAAAUGCUUAAAUAUCGAAACGAUCCUCGAUGUAAAAGCAAUGGAUUCUACACUUACAAUGCUUUCGUUGAUGCUGCCAAAUCUUUCAAUGGCUUUGGCACAACUGGUGAUAUUACUACACGAAAAAGGGAGAUUGCUGCUUUCUUAGGUCAAACCUCUCAUGAGACCACGGGAGGGUGGCCAAGUGCACCAGAUGGCCCAUAUGCGUGGGGAUAUUGCUUUAUUACCGAAACAAACAAGCAAACCUAUUGCACGCCUUCAAAUCAAUGGCCAUGUGCUCCUGGCAAACAAUAUUAUGGUCGAGGACCUAUCCAACUCACUCACAACUACAAUUAUGGGCCUGCAGGUAAAGCUAUUGGAGUUAAUCUGCUAAGUAAUCCAGAUCAAGUAGCCACAAACCCCACCAUAUCAUUCAAGACAGCCAUAUGGUUUUGGAUGACCCCACAAGGAAGCAAACCAUCUAGCCACAAUGUCAUCACUGGAAAAUGGAAACCCUCCGCUGCUGACACUGCAGCUGGUAGAGUCCCAGGUUAUGGUGUAAUCACCAACAUUAUCAAUGGUGGCAUUGAAUGUGGCCAUGGCCAGGAUAGUAGGGUGGCUGAUAGGAUUGGGUUCUAUAAGAGGUACAGUGACAUAUUGGGAGUUAGCUAUGGGAAGAACCUAGAUUGCUAUAAUCAAAAGCCUUUUGCCUAUCCACACACUUUUCACCGGCACUUUCAUCUGACCAACCAGGAGGAUUUGGAAACCAUUCUCAAGGCGGCAAUUUUUGUAAACAAAGAGGACAACCAAAAAAUCACUGUAACCGAGCACGGCUUUUUGAUCUCUGAAGGAUCUCUUGUCCCGGAGGACAUCCCGUUGGCGGGCUCUUCUCCGUCCCACCAAGUAGCAGAGGACGAGGGUGAUUUGGGCUUAUCCGAAGAGGGGUUCGGUGUAUUUGACCAAGUUGAUCCAUCCAAAGAUCCUUUCAGUGACCUGGGUGACCCUAACUUGUCCGAGGCGGAACUGUUGUCAGUGGGAACAUUUUCUCGGGCGGAGAUGGGUGUUAAGAGAAAGCCCCCGACCAGCUUGUUUGACCUGCUUGAGGGCCAGCCGGGGAAGGGUGUGCAGGGAAGGUCGCAGUCCAGUGCUCCAACUCCCCCACCACAGCCCCAGCCUGUCCAGACUAGGUCUUCUCCUUCCCGAUCGCAGUCACAAUCCCCCCGACCAAAACUUCCUGCCCCUCCCCAAUCUACUCUGCCUUCUCGGCCUGAGCCCACCGACCCAAAGAGGAAGAGGAGUUCCAAAGGCCUAGACGGCGCCCAGAAACAAGCCGAGGACCAGACGAGGUGCCUGCUUGCUGCCGAGGAGCAAUUAGAGAUCGCCAAAGAGCAUAUCGAUGAUUUAAAGAAGAAACUGACCGAGGCAGAAAGGGCUAAGGGCGUCGCGGAAUGGGCCAGGGACGAAGCUGUGAGGGCCAAGACAGAGGCUGAGUUUGCCAAGAUGGAGGCCAAGACCUCCAAGGAGAAGGCUUACGAUGUGGGGGUGGUCGAAACCCAAGCCACCCUUAAAGCUCAAAUCCCUGGUGUAUGGGUGGAGGUUUCGUUCGACCUGUGGAAGGCGGAGAAGGUGUACUAUCCUCUGGCCAUCCGUGAGACCGCCUCCGCCAGCUCCGAGACUGUGAGCGCUCCACAGGAGACUGAGGCUGCUCAGCCAAAAGCUGCUCAACUCAUUCUCACUCCUGACGAGACGAAUAAGGGAGGAGAGCUUCAUGGGGCAACAGAAACACCUAGAGGUCUGAAUCCUGAGAUGCCCCAGGAGGCUGCCAAGUCCAUAGUCAGUGCUCAAGUCUCUGAUGCCGAGGAGCCGGCCCUCUUGGUUCAGCCCCUUCAGACCAUUCCUAUUGCUGAUGUCUCCGAGGGCCUUAAGGCUAAUCCUGCUCGGCCUCCCCAGGAAGGGGAUGUCUCUCAGGGUCCCAAGACUAAUCCUGCUCAGCCUCCCCAGGAAUCACAUGCGUACCCACCAUUCACUUCCACAAAGCACUAUUGCUGCACAGCAUUCACACUCUCAAAGAUAAGAAAAAUGAAGCUCUUUUCUCUGAUUCUGUUUUUCUUGGCUUUCUUCUUGCUUGGAACCUCAGCAGACGAUGUUACCAGCGUAAUCAACUCGGCUCUUUUUGACAGAAUGCUUAAAUAUCGAAACGAUCCACGAUGUAAAGGCAAUGGAUUCUACACUUACAAUGCUUUCGUCGAUGCUGCCAAAUCUUUCAAUGGCUUUGGCACAACUGGUGAUAUUACUAUACGUAAAAGGGAGCUUGCGGCUUUCUUGGGUCAAACCUCUCAUGAGACCACUGGAGGGUGGGCAACUGCACCAGAUGGCGCAUAUGCAUGGGGAUAUUGCUUUAUUACCGAAACUAACAAGCAAGCCUAUUGCACUCCUUCAAAAGAAUGGCCAUGUGCUCCUGGCAAACAAUAUUAUGGUCGAGGACCUACCCAACUCACUCACAACUACAAUUAUGGGCCAGCAGGAAAAGCCAUUGGAGUUGAUCUUCUAAAAAAUCCAAAUCUAGUAGCCACAAACCCCACCAUAUCAUUUAAGACAGCCAUAUGGUUUUGGAUGACUCCACAAGGAAGCAAACCAUCUAGCCACGAUGUCAUCAUUGGAAAAUGGAAAUCAUCGGCAGCUGACACUGCAGCUGGUCGAGUCCCAGGUUAUGGUGUAAUCACCAACAUUAUCAAUGGUGGACUCGAAUGUGGCCGAGGCCCAGAUAGUAGGGUGGCUGAUAGGAUUGGGUUCUAUAAGAGGUACUCUGACAUAUUGGGAGUUAGCUAUGGGGCAAAUCUAGAUUGCUAUAAUCAAAAGCCUUUUGCCUAAACAGCUCUGGUCCAAGGCCAAAAAAAUGUUUAGCCAAGUACAAUAAGGAGAUGAUAUAAAUGUAUGAAUGGGAGAUUUCUUUUCCAAUGAGAAAUCUCUAAGGUUAUGGAUAAAUAAAGAGGAAUUUAAUAAAUUUGAGUACUGGUUAUUUAUUA